Scomber japonicus (chub mackerel) is the source of this 2080-nucleotide messenger RNA. RefSeq names its product cytoskeleton associated protein 4 (gene ckap4). NCBI's taxonomy places the organism in Eukaryota, Metazoa, Chordata, Actinopteri, Scombriformes, Scombridae. Bases 35 to 1516 code for a protein of 493 amino acids. The transcript is spliced from 2 exons. The record is from RefSeq and is a predicted model, not a curated record.
CACUCCCACAUAACUCAGUCAGCUCCCACUGAAGAUGACUGCGAAAAACCGACAGAAGAACAGCUCGAGCGAGAAAAGCGCUGCGUCCAGCCAGGAUGAUGCGUCCAAGAAGAGCCAAAAGAGUGCCGGUAACGGUGUGAGUGGCCCCGCACCCCAGGGGUCACAGUCAGGAAGCAGUUGCGGGCUAUUUUUUUCUGGUGUGUUUUACUUGGUGUUAUUAGGCGCCGCAGGGUUCGUUGCUUUUUAUUUACAACAAGUAGUGGAAGAAAUACACAAAACAAGUGCCAAACAUGAGGAGAGCGCACGGCAAAACGCAGAGCUGGUCGGUAAAAUGGAGAGUGUCGUUCAACAGGUGGAGUCUCUGAGGAGUGUUGUGGAUGGGCUGGAGUCAUCACUGGGCAUCACGCGGGUGGAGCUGGAGGGGGCCAUCAGUCGGAUGAAGAGGGGCGAGGUGGAGACGAGGAGGGUGGAAGAGGCCCUUCAGAAGCUCCAGAAUGAGCUCCUCAAAGACCUUUCAGAGGGCAUCAACGAGGUGAAGGAGGCUCGAGAGAGGGACUUCUCCUCUCUGGAGAAGACUGUAGAGGAGCGUUUAGCUGAGGUGAGUCAGUCGAUCAAAGCCAGCGUGGCGGAGUUCACCGAAGCUCAGGGCGAGGCACAGAGAGAGCUGUCUGAUCUCAAGUCCCGCUUGGGUGACAUUGAAGACCCUGCGCUCAUCAAACAGGAACUGUCUGCCAUCGUUAGUACCGUAGCUGAAAUCAAAACAGCCAAGCAGGCAACGGACGCCUCGGCUGAUGCGCUCAGAGAGCAGAUAGGCACAGUGAGGGAAGAGCUCCAGACACGCAAUCAGGAAGUGGCCUCUCUGUCUCAAGAAAUUCAGUCAGUUAGCAGAGUAGUGCAAGAUAAUGUUGGAAGUCUGAAGCAGUUGGUGUCUGCAGCUGAGUCUGGAGUCCAGGCUCUGACGGAGAAAACGGUGACACUGGAGAGCGGGUUGGAGCAGGCUGUGGAUGCUGUCCGCCAUGUGGAGAAGAAGGUUAAUGAAGCAGCCGCUCUAGCCCAGACAAGAUCAGAUGACCUGGAGGUUAGAGUCAAAGCAUCAGAGGAGAAAGGAGAUUCACUGUCCGCAUCAGUGUCAGAGAUCACCUCCAAAGUGGAAUCGAUCUUAGCCAAAUACGACACCCAUGAGAGCACUCUAGCUGCACAGGGGCAGGCAGUGGAGAAAGCUAAAACAAGCUUGAUGGAGACGCUGGAUGGACUGAAAAGUAGCGUGGAGGAGUCCAAGAGCCUGGGUCAGCAGGUGGGAGAAUUGGAGGUGAGGCUCGCUGCCCUGGAGGCAAGCAGCAGCAGCAUAAAGCCAGAGCAGCUGGAGAGCUUAAGAGGUGUGGUAUCCGGCUUGGAAGGCAAAGCAGCCAAGCUAGAAGGCCACGAAAAAGCUAUUUCUGCCCUUCAGAAAGCACUGAAGGAGACAACACAGUCAUUAGCAAGCUUAUCCAAAGCUCCUGGCAAAAAGGGCAAGUAGGGAACCUUAGAUUGAAAAGUGACAUCAAGAUACCAAAACAUCCAACAUCCAACAACAACAAGAACAAUAUGGACAAUAAUGAAACACUCCUUUCCAUUUAUAUGAAGAUGUAUUAGUCAGAUCUUGUGGGGUGAUGUCUUGAUGUUGCACAAUUUUGAAUAGACUUGUAGGAAAGAAGUAAAUGUGAGGAAAACUGGGUUGGGUCAGGGGGGAAGGGGCAGAGAUGGACUGCUGAUCUGUGAAUUCAAAUCCACACUCAGGCUGCACUGUAGUUUUGUUUUCUUAUGUUUUUUUUAAUGUUUUUUUGUGUUAGAUUUGAAAGUUUUCUGUGCCAAGGCUGUCUUUUUAAAACUCAAAUGCAAUAAGCUCUUGUUGAGCACUCCAUUGUUUACUCACUGCGUUUUUUUUUUCUUUUCACAAGAAUAAAAAACUCUUGUUGACCCAAAACUGUGAAGAAUGAUUUCUUUCCGUGCUUACUGUACAUUCAGGGAGCAUUUACAAGCUGUAAUAAAUGGAAAUGACCUGAUUUAUAUUGUAAAAGUUAGUGGUAAAACUCUGAUUUGU